AUGAGCAAGCCCCGCCACCCAAGACUGUCCAGAUUCCGGGGAUCGAAGUCGUCGGAGCCAAGACCGUCCAUCGUCCAUGCCGUCGCUGCCGAAGUGGCCACUUUCUACGACGUCUUCGGGUUUCUUGGAGUGCCGAUGAUCAUCUUCGACAAUGGGCAGUUUUGGUCGCUCCCGCAGCCUGAACCUGAGCUCGUCAUCUCGGCGGCAGUUCUCCUCUCGCUCUUUGGAGUUGGCUACUUGGCGUUGGCUGCCACCAUGCUGUUCUUCUACCGCGCUGGCCGCCCCAGCGAGGACUCAGACGCGUCACAUAAUGACUCGCAUAAUGAUAUUGUCGACAAGCCAACUCAAGCUCCCUCAUCGCCUCCUGCCUCGACAAGGAAUGUAUUGCAUCGCUUCGUGUCGUGGGUGCACCGGUUACCUAUGGACGUCCGUCAGCAUUAUUAUACAGCGGCGUUGGAUCUGCCAAAACUCAUUUUCCAGAGUAUCACUCUUUACACCUACCUCCUGGAUGGAUUCCCGGUUGCGAUUAUCUAUUACUACUCGGUCUUGCUGCUGCUCGUGGCUUGCUGCCGAAGCCAACAUUACGUGAACGAUCCAGAUUUGAUCAUUGCUCGGCUUUACUACACAUUCGAUCUCUUCUUCGCGGUGUUCGCACCCCUUGUGGUUCUUGUGUACUUAUCACCUCGUUUCAGUUUGAUCGUGCGGAAUUCCUCACAAGAAUGGAGACUCGCCCCCAGCACCUUCGACAAUGUGGCCCGAAUAUUCGGCGAUCCGUCCCAGAUUUCAAGCUUCUGUAGUGCAUUCCAUUACCUGCAGUUGUCCUCAGGUGACACGCUAUUCUACAAGUCUGCACUGAACCUGCUGUCCCUUUACAAAUGGCGGAAUGUUAUUCUCACGCUGAUCCGCAAUUAUCACGAGCGGGAACUCGACCGGAAGCGUAAAGCCUUGGUCGGACCAGUACCAAUCGACUCGUCUCGCACAUCAAGCCUCAAAUCUAUCGUCUCGAAGACUCUAACCGCGUCCAGAUUGAAGCCUAAAGCAGGGAAGCACUUCGUGCCUAAACUCCUACUUUCUCUGGUGUUCUUCUUUUGGGGCAUUUUCAACCUGGUGUUCUCGGUCGGAUCGGUGCAUUCGACGCAAAGUUUGUGUCGUAAGUACGCCAAGUGUGUUGUUCCAAGCUACCAGUGGAAUAUCGGUCGCAAACACUGCACGUGUCUUGUAUUCGCCGACCGCGUGACCUCUUUAGAAACAUACGCCGAGUGGGUUGACCCAGUUGAUGCGACAAGCAAUCUGGCCGAGCUGGCGGCUGCUGGAGAGCUGCAUAUAGUGCAAAUUAUCAAUCGUGCUGUGCCUGCGCUGCCUGAAGAGCUAAGAGAAUGCCAUUCUCUUCAGCAGCUCAUUCUUGUCUACACCAAAACCGAAUCGUUGCCGGAUUGGAUGUCCGGAUUCUCCCAUCUCGAAUACAUUCACGUUGAAGGGGACUUCACCAGCAAGAGACUUGCAACUGUGGCGGACGGGAUCUUUGACAAUAUGCCGCACCUCACCUUCCUGCACUUGGGAGCAGUUCCGGAUGUGGAAAAGCUACCAUCACUGUCUUCCUUGAGAAACUUACGGUAUCUAACGCUGGCUGUUAUGGACUCGCUGGAGGAGAUACCAAACUUUGACGGGCUCUCCGCGGUUUGCUGCAAUGGAUUUCUAUCGGGGACAUGCAAUAUGACCGAGUCGCAAUGCUUACCGAUCUCCGGCGAGAAGUACCCUCUCACGUGCACAGAUGCCCGUAUUUCAGAUGAAGACAAACUAAUGGUUGAGUCGUUUGGUAGUAGAUCAAUCUGUCCCGCUUCGCCCCCUGUCGACCGAGAGAAGACCGCCCCGACCAAAACCUCGACGGAUGAGCUCUGCAACGGAGUAAAGUACAAGGAGUGCACGCUAAAUGGCGUUCAAGGAAUAUGCUACAACACGAGGAUGAUGGUCAUCCAGUGCGAGACGACUUCUGGGUAUAUUCGAAUGAGGAAGCUGCAGAUUCAACGAGGUGUUGGAGAUAAGUGCGAUCCGGAUGUGGAGGCGUGGUUUGGCUGUGCAAGUUCCUGA
This is a messenger RNA of Phytophthora sojae, 2088 nucleotides long. RefSeq lists its product as hypothetical. The transcript is spliced from 7 exons. Bases 1 to 2088 code for a protein of 695 amino acids. The record is from RefSeq and is a predicted model, not a curated record. NCBI's taxonomy places the organism in Eukaryota, Oomycota, Peronosporomycetes, Peronosporales, Peronosporaceae.